AUGGAUGCUGAACAAAGACGGAACAUAGUCUGCAUGCAAAAAAGGGAAUGCUCGUGCAAACAAUUUCAAGUGGAUGAGAUUCCUUGUCCACAUGCUAUGAUAGUAUUGGACUACACACACAUAGAAGCAUCCAAAUAUUGUUCUGCCUAUUACACCAAGGAAUACUUCAAGAAGACAUAUGAAGUAUCAGUUAAUCCACUUCUAGAUGAAACUAUAUGGGACUUUCCAACAGAGGUGCUAGAUAAUGUGGUCCUACCACCGAUAGUGAAGGGCAAAUCAGGAAGACCGACGAAGUCGCGACGCACGGGACUUUAUGAAUAUUUGUAUACUGAAACAGUUACCUGUGGACUGUGUGGAAAACAAGGACACAACAGAAUAACAUGCAAGAAUGCUCGAGAUAACUAG
Messenger RNA from Nicotiana tabacum (common tobacco), 405 nucleotides. The record is from RefSeq and is a predicted model, not a curated record. NCBI's taxonomy places the organism in Eukaryota, Viridiplantae, Streptophyta, Magnoliopsida, Solanales, Solanaceae.